UGCCGUGAUGCUGACUCUGCCACUACUUUAUUUUCAUUGAUUUUCUUCACUUUCUUGUUUUGUUUUGUUCUGUUUUCUUAUUCAUAGCAGUCUUUGAGGAAUGAUCAGCCACAUUCUGUUCUCCGAAACUUCCUCUUGCCCCUUUUCGGUAGUAUGAAUCUCAUCAUAAAUACUAACACUAACUACUCUAUUGUGAAUUUAAUUUAUAGUUGGUGCAUGGUUGUUGUGGCAAUCUUUGAAGACCUUUCUCAACUAAAAUGCAACUUCCUUUUAUCAUCGUUCUUGUUUGCUGCUUCACCAAUUUGCUUGCGUUUGCUCAAGCAGGAAAUGAAACAGACAGAUUAGCACUCCUUGAUUUCAAAUCCAAAGUCACUGAUGAUCCCCUGGGCAUUCUAACCUCAUGGAAUGAGUCCAUCCACUUCUGCCAGUGGCACGGUGUCACCUGCAGUGCUGACAGAGUCACCAUGCUCGACCUCCAGUCCCAAAACCUAGCGGGUUCCAUAUCGCCCCAUAUUGGAAAUCUAAGCUUUCUUACAGUUCUACAACUCUACAAUAACAGUUUCACUGAUGAAAUCCCCCCAGAAAUUGGAAAUUUGCAAAGGCUGCAGAUUUUACGCCUGCAUAACAACUCGAUCACUGGACAAAUUCCUGUCAAUAUAUCCGCUUGUUCUAGCCUUGUUCGCAUCAAUUUCGCAAUCAACAUGCUUGUUGGAAACAUUCCAGUCCAGCUUGGCCUCUUGUCAAACCUCCAAGCCCUGUACUUGGACAAAAACAACUUCACUGGAGGUAUACCUUCUUCUUUAGGGAACUUAUCUUCAUUUAAUGACUUAAGGGCAUCUUAUAAUAAUCUUGGUGGGGCCAUCCCUGAAACUUUAGGACACCUAACAUACCUUACAUUCAUUGGAUUAGGUUACAACAACUUGUCCAAUACCAUCCCUGCCUCCAUUUUCAACCUUACUAACCUCAAAGAAUUUCAUGCCUCAUACAAUAACAUCCAGGGGAGUCUUCCCCAGGAUUUUGGGAUCUAUCUCCCAAAACUUCAGACUCUCGCUAUCCGUUUCAACCGAUUAAGUGGGCCCAUUCCGGUGUCAAUAACCAAUGCCUCAAGUCUGUUGAAUAUUAUGAUUUCUGUUAAUAAUUUUUCUGGAAAAUUGCCUACCCUUGAAGGGCUGCCUAAACUUCACCAUAUAAUCAUGUCCCUCAAUGAUCUUGGAACUGGUGAAGCCGAUGACUCGGAUUUGCUCUCCUCUUUGACCAAUGCAACUGAAUUAGAAGAGGUGUCUAUGGAUGGCAACAAUUUAGGAGGGGUGUUACCAAAUUCAAUUAGCAACUUCUCAACUAGGCUUUUGAGGUUGUCACUGGCCAAUAAUCGGAUGUUUGGAAGCAUCCCAACUGGGAUAGGGAAUCUCAUUAACUUGGAGACCCUAGAUUUGCGGGGCAACCAAUUUGGAGGAAACAUUCCUGAUGAUAUUGGAAAUCUUCAGAAUCUGAAAGUAUUGAGCAUGUUUAGUAACAAAUUACUCGGAAACAUUCCUUCCUCUCUAGGAAAUUUAAGUAUGUUAAUCGGCUUCCAUCUUGGGAAAAAUGAUCUUCAAGGCGACAUUCCUUCAAGUUUAGGAAACUGUCAAAAUUUAGUAAGAUUAGGACUUGCUCAAAACAAAUUGAGUGGUGUGUUACCCAAGGAAGUUGUUAGUAUCACAACACUAGCUGUUUUGAACCUAUCCCAAAACAAUUUAACCGGUUCCUUGCCUAUGGAAUUCGGAAAUUUGAUCAAUCUUGAGCAAUUGGAUGUUUCAGACAACAUGUUUGCGGGCAAAAUCCUUAGCAGUCUCGGUAGCUGUGUACGAUUGGAAACACUGUAUAUGCAGGGCAACUUCUUUCAGGGGACAAUUCCUUCAUCUUUGAGUUCUUUGAGAGGGAUUCAGUUUCUAGACCUUUCUCGCAACAAUUUGUCGGGUGAAAUUCCGGAUUAUUUGGAGGACAUGAAGUUCUUGCAAACUCUUAAUCUAUCUUAUAAUGACUUUGAGGGUUCUGUACCAACACAAGGUGUCUUUAAGAAUGCAAGCGCUGUAUCAGUGAUCGGAAACAAUAUGCUUUGUGGUGGUGUUCUUGAACUAGAACUUCCUGUAUGCAACCUUAAAGGGUCUACAAAGAGAAGAUUGAGUUUGACUGUGAAAAUUAUAAUUUUUACUGUCUCUGGACUUAUGGGACUCUCUCUUUGUUUGCUACUGUUUGGUUGGUUUCGAAAAAGAAGAACAAGGCCACCAUCAAUAUCACAAGAAAGUUCGCUUUUGAAGGUGUCUUACCAAACUCUCCUUAAAGCAACCAAUGGAUUCUCUUCGACCAAUUUGAUUGGUUCGGGUAGUUCGGGGUCUGUUUACAAAGGAAUUCUUGAUUCCCAAAAUGGAACAGUAAUUGCUGUGAAGGUUCUUAACCUUCAUCGUCCUAAUGCAUCAAAGAGCUUCAUAGCUGAAUGUGAGGCCUUGAGGAAUAUUAAGCACCGGAAUCUGGUGAAAGUACUAACAGUGUGUUCGAGUGUUGAUUACAAAGGAAAUGAGUUCAAGGCUUUGGUUUACAAGUUUGUGUCGAAUGGGAAUCUAGAGGAGUGGUUGCAUGUAAAUGCUUGGGAUGUUGAGGCAAAUGUAGAGCCAAUGAAGAAGUUAAAUCUUCUUCAAAGGCUAAAUAUCGCCAUUGAUGUUGCAUGUGCAGUGGAUUAUCUUCAUAAUGGUUGUCAAACGCCAGUAGUACAUUGUGACCUCAAGCCAAGCAAUGUUCUUCUGGAGGAUGAAAUGACCGCGCACGUUGGUGACUUUGGGUUAGCAAGAUUCGCUAUACAAGGAACUAGUAACUUAUUUGGAAAUGAAGGCACGAGCUCCAUUGGAAUUAGAGGAUCUAUUGGCUAUGUUGCUCCAGAGUAUGGAAUGGGAUGUGAGGUGUCGACAUAUGGCGAUGUGUACAGCUAUGGCAUCCUCUUGUUGGAAAUGUUCACCGGAAUAAAACCUACCCAUAAGAUGUUUAAGGACAACCUAAGCCUUCAUAAAUUUGCUAAAAUGGCUAUGCCAAAAACGGUGGAAGAAAUUGCUGAUCCAACACUUCUUGAACAAGAAGGAGAGACAAGCACAAACACAAACGACACGCAUAGUCAAAACCAUGUUAGCAGAGAGACAAUUCGAAAGUGCUUGAUUUCGAUAUUCAAAAUUGGUAUUUCUUGUUCAGUAGAAUCACCAAGUGAAAGGAUGGAUAUGAGUGAUGUUGUAGUUGAGUUGCAUUUGAUCAGAAACAUUCUUGUUGGAAUGCAUGGAGGGAGAAGAAGUGCAAACACAGUUGCACUAUGAGUUGGUUGUGAAAGCCACCUGUUUGAGUGAUGUGCUAUAGCUAUGUGUCUUUUGUUGCGCUCUUCCCCAAUAUGUGCCUCGCUUUUUUGGGAACGUCUUAAUUACUUGCUAUAAGGGUGUUGGAUGUUGUCAAAUUGCCAACUACUGUUUGAAAAUUUAUUAAAUAAUUUUAGAAUA
Messenger RNA from Camellia sinensis, 3512 nucleotides. RefSeq lists its product as uncharacterized. Gene Ontology annotation, molecular function: ATP binding; protein kinase activity; protein binding. The record is from RefSeq and is a predicted model, not a curated record. NCBI's taxonomy places the organism in Eukaryota, Viridiplantae, Streptophyta, Magnoliopsida, Ericales, Theaceae. Gene Ontology annotation, biological process: protein phosphorylation.